ACUGAGUGCCUGAGACUGCUCAUUUCUGCACUUACACUGGAAGAGGAAAAACCUGGCAUCAUGACAGAAGAAAUUAAACCCUCUAUUUUUGGUGGAGUGGAUUUCCACAACGUCGACAACAACAAGGAACACCACACCAAUGAAGUCUCACAGCAGCGUCUGGUUGUGAGGAGAGGCCAAAACUUCAAAAUGACUCUGACUCUGACGCAACCUUUUAACCCGGAAUUUCAGCAGCUCGUCCUCACUGCAAAGACCGGAGGCCAACAUGCCUCAGAGGACAAGGGGACAUUGUCUCACUUCGGCUAUCCAGACAACAUCAGGCGUUCAUCAUCAGUUAAGGCAGUGUGGAAGGUAGAGCUUCCGACAGGCUUCAGUCUUCCAAGCAAGACAGUCGCUCUGUCUGUUACUCCCCCAGCCGAUGCCCCUGUGGGGGAGUACGAACUGUUCGGGAAACUUCAGGCGGAGGAAAAGUCACUGGGAAAGCUAGUGGUGCUCUUCAACCCCUGGUGCUCCGAGGACUCUGUGUAUCUGCUUGAUGAACUGAAGAGAAAAGAGUACAUCCUGAAUGAACAUGGAAUCAUCUUCAUAGGAAGUGCUAACUAUAUUUCUCCUGGAGACUGGGACUAUGGGCAGUUUGAGGAGAACAUGGUGGACAUUUGUUUGAAGAUUUUGGACCGUAACCACAAACAUGACAAGAACCCAGCUGAAGAUGUCGCUUCUCGCUCUGACCCCAUCUACGUCAGCCGUGUGAUCAGCGCCAUGAUCAACUCUAACGAUGAUUCCGGUGUCUUGGAGGGACGCUGGGAAUUUCCAUAUAUCGGUGGGAAAAGACCCACUCACUGGACUGGCAGCUAUGCAAUCCUUAACAAGUGGCUCCAGAGUGGCUGCAGACCAGUCAAGUAUGGACAGUGCUGGGUGUUCGCUGGAGUCAUGUGCUCAGUGAUGCGUCUGCUGGGCAUCCCCUGCCGCGUGGUCACCAACUUCGAAUCAGCUCAUGAUGUCAACAUGGAUUUGAUCAUCCAGAUUUACGUAGACUACAAUGGACUCAAUGAGGAGUAUACCCAGGACAGUAUUUGGAACUUCCAUGUCUGGACGGAAGGAUGGAUGAAGCGACCAGACCUGGGAAGUGACGGGGAAUAUGACGGCUGGCAAGUUGUGGAUCCGACACCACAGGAGUUGAGCGAUGGUGUGUUCUGCUGCGGCCCAGCCUCAGUCAAAGGCAUCUUAAAUGGACAAACUGGGUUUAAAUACGAUGCUCCAUUUAUCUAUGCUGAGGUCAAUGCUGACCACGUUGUCUUAUUCAUCACAGAGAGCGGUGAAGUGUUUCAAAUCGAGUCUGAUACCACGAUGGUCGGGAAGAACAUCUCCACUAAGGCUGUUGGUUCCAAUAAGAGGGAGGACAUCACCAACACCUACAAGUACAAAGAAGGGUCAUACAGCGAGAGGAUGUUCUAUACAUUUGCCAUCGACGGGGGAGUUGGAAGUGGAGGAACCGACGGGGGAGCUGGAAGUGCAGGAACCGACGGGGGAGUUGGAAGUGGAGGAACCGACGGGGGAGCUGGAAGUGGAGGAACCGACGGGGGAGCUGGAAGUGCAGGAACCGACGGGGGAGCUGGAAGUGGAGGAACCGACGGGGGAGCUGGAAGUGGAGGAACCGACGGGGGAGCUGGAAGUGCAGGAACCGACGGGGGAGCUGGAAGUGGAGGAACCGACGGGGGAGCUGGAAGUGCAGGAACCGACGGGGGAGCUGGAAGUGCAGGAACCGACGGGGGAGUUGGAAGUGGAGGAACCGACGGGGGAGCUGGAAGUGGAGGAACCGACGGGGGAGCUGGAAGUGGAGGAACCGACGGGGGAGCUGGAAGUGGAGGAACCGACGGGGGAGCUGGAAGUGCAGGAACCGACGGGGGAGCUGGAAGUGGAGGAACCGACGGGGGAGCUGGAAGUGGAGGAACCGACGGGGGAGCUGGAAGUGGAGGAACCGACGGGGGAGCUGGAAGUGCAGGAACCGACGGGGGAGCUGGAAGUGGAGGAACCGACGGGGGAGCUGGAAGUGCAGGAACCGACGGGGGAGUUGGAAGUGGAGGAACCGACGGGGGAGCUGGAAGUGGAGGAACGGAGGGGGAAGCCACCCCACAACCUCCAUCACCAGUGACUAUUCGAUUUGAAGAGGUGUCCAGGCUGAUCAACGGUAAGGAUGUGAACCUGAACCUGGUGCUGAAGAGUAAGAGCAGCGACGCCAGGCCACUGUCCAUCCCACAUCUCCGUCCAGGCCAUGAACCACAACGGCAGAUCAACUGGAAAAUCCUGACCGAGGACAAGGAAGGAGAUGCUGCUGCCCGGAAAAGAUCUGUCCGUCCCCAUUCUGGUUCCGUUCUCGACCUACCAUAACCCAUGGUGGAGAGCGAGAGCAUGAAGAUUUCAGUCGUGAUCACAGGACAAAAAGAACGGAGAACACAAAUACCUGGCUACGCAUGAUGUUGUGCUGCUGAACCCUCCACUCUCCGUCACUGCUCCUGCUCAGGCCAGCCUGAAUUCACUGACCAGUGGGGAAAUGGUUUUUUACAAACCCCAUCAAUGAAACUCUGACAAACUGCACUCUAACACUCUCUGGAGGUGGCCUGUUUCAAAGAGGAGGAUGAAGUCCAGAUUCAAGAUCUGAACGUGAACCACAGGGUGCGUGUGAAGUUCUUCUUUGCUCCCUACAAGAAAGGAGAGAAGACUCUCACUGCCGACUUUGACUGUGACUCCUUCAGGGACAUCAAGGCCAGCUGCACUGUCAACGUUGUCUAAUAAAUUCUCAGAAUCGCAGUUAUGUGCUCAGUAGUGAAAUGCUAGAGGCAACUAUUGUCUUUGUUUCACAGUUAUUUACAUGCAAUGAUAUUUUUGUUGGUUUUAGAGAACCACUAUUGCAACAUUUAAGAAAUCAUUUAGGAUUGAAUAGAUUUCUGACAUAAAUCUGUGCUGGUCAAAUACGUGAAAAAACAAACAAACAAUAAAACAGCUAGCAAAAUGUUCAACAACUGUAAAAUUACAGCAGUGCAUCAGUAUUUACUGCUACUGUCUAUGUACUUCUUUUAUGAGGCUUUAUUUCUGAAUAUUUUGCUGAUCUGCUGAAUAUUUGCGCUGAAUAAGAGUUUGAGAAACAAUCAUCUGUGCCUUUAAAGUCACAACUAACCCAGAAUAACAUUUGUCAGACAGUAAGGUCUCUCUCUCUCUCUUUUGUUUUUCUUUUUUUUUGUACUUUUGCUUUUUGCUGGUUUCUGAGAAGGCUGUAAAACUACUGCUGUCUACACUUCACUCCUGACAAUUUAGGAUUUCAAGUUGAAUUUAUUUUUAAUGAAGGAAAUUCAAAAAACUCACUCAAAUCUCAAUAAAAGUCAUGGUGCUUUCACAGGUAA
Molecule: messenger RNA, 3398 nt
Organism: Acanthochromis polyacanthus (spiny chromis)
Lineage: Eukaryota; Metazoa; Chordata; Actinopteri; Pomacentridae
Product: protein-glutamine gamma-glutamyltransferase 6-like
Exons: 15
Coding region: 61-2388 (775 amino acids)
Biological process (GO): peptide cross-linking
Molecular function (GO): protein-glutamine gamma-glutamyltransferase activity
Source: RefSeq, a predicted model, not a curated record